Molecule: messenger RNA, 1559 nt
Organism: Acyrthosiphon pisum (pea aphid)
Lineage: Eukaryota; Metazoa; Arthropoda; Insecta; Hemiptera; Aphididae
Gene: Dh44
Product: corticotropin-releasing diuretic hormone 44
Exons: 3
Coding region: 422-814 (130 amino acids)
Cellular component (GO): extracellular region
Molecular function (GO): hormone activity
Source: RefSeq, a predicted model, not a curated record
CACUCUAGUCGUGCGGUUGUCGGUGGAUGUCGUCUCGACUAGUACACGAUUUUUGAAAACCAAAUUAAUAAUUGUCGUUUGUUUUAAGUAUAUACAUCGUUGUAUUAACUAACCGGUGCGGUUUCAUCAACACAAUAUCAUGAGACCGUCGGUCAUCGUAGCGGACUACUUGUCCUCAAACGGUGUAACGAUCAUGUUACUAGUGUUGGAAAUUAAAUAGCGUCGCCCGGGGUUUCGUGAAAAACUGGGCGUCUGAGACAACAAUUAUUCACACAAAAAAAAAAUUUAAAAAUAACACGUACACUUUGACGCAAUAAAUACAAUACAUCGCAGAGUCCGUGGAGAAAAGGCAACAACGGUCGACGGAAACUCUCGAAAUUAAAUCAUCGUCAGCGUUACAGACGAAAUUCGUAAUCACACAAUGAGGAUUUUGACGAUCGCCUGGAUUUUGGUUGCGGUCACGUGGUGCUGCGACAGCGCCGUUAUCUAUGACCCGGUGGUUCAAAACACCCGUUACUAUGAGCCCAGAAUUCAGGACUUGGAGCUUCUCGACAAAAACUUUUUUGACAUGGCUUCGAUCGAAAAGAGGAACGGUGCAAUGCAAGGUGAGUCACCGAGAAGUCGUCCUAGUUUGUCCAUCGUCAACUCGCUGGAUGUCCUCCGACAAAAAUUAAUGUAUGAGGUGGCGCGGCGACACGUAGAUGAGAAUCAGAAAGUGCUGUCGCAAAAUCACCAGAUACUGAAGAACUUAGGAAAGCGGUCACUGUUUCCUUUUAUCGAAGUACCACGGAGGUACAACGUAUUUCGUAUAUAAUGAUACAUCCACACAUCGAGUUAUUAUUUUAACUUUUUUUUAAACAGACUUAUUGAAGUAUGCUACUAAGUUUUUCAUUGUAUUAUUUAACUCAUUUAAAUACAUUUUUAAAUAUAACCGUGGCUAAUAGAAUUUUAAAAAUAUCUGUAUAAAUAUGAACUUCUAAAUCCAAGCGUCUAAAUGGGAUCACCUUAUUUAUUUUCUCUACCUUUUUUGGUUUUCUUUAUAAACAAUACAAAUUCGCGAUUUAUUUCAUAGGUACCUAUGGAUUUAGGAAUUCUCGUGCUUAAUAAUUACAUUUUUUUUACAGGUUUUAAAAGGAAACCAUUUGGAUUUCGACGGUUUAACAGCGUUAUUAUUAAUGAAUAAUUUAUUUAAAAUGCAAUAUAAUUGAUUUUAUUUGUUGACUUUACCUAAUACUGUAGACAGCCAAAUUAAUGUUAUUUUGUUUUCAAUUUAUAUAUUAUAUGUAUUUCCAGUAUAUAAAAAAAUACACCUAGAAUAAAUAUAUUAUGUCGUAUAUUAUAUUAUACAUAAAAAAAACUCAAUCCACAGACAUUAUUCACCAUAAUAUUAUUAUACAUACAACAUACUUGUUCCAAAAACAACAACUUUCAGUAUUCUAUAUUUAAUUUAGUUUCUUUGUAUUUUUUUUUUUUUUUUUGAUCAAUUAAAAAUUAAUUAGAGCAUCGUAAAGUGAUUUAAUACCUGUUAUUUUUUAAUAAAAAUAUAUUAUUAUACUACA